Messenger RNA from Lynx canadensis (Canada lynx), 1710 nucleotides. It is a transcript of the gene PTGR1, whose product is annotated as prostaglandin reductase 1. Lineage: Eukaryota; Metazoa; Chordata; Mammalia; Carnivora; Felidae. Bases 568 to 1557 code for a protein of 329 amino acids. The record is from RefSeq and is a predicted model, not a curated record. Gene Ontology annotation, cellular component: cytoplasm. Gene Ontology annotation, biological process: prostaglandin metabolic process. Gene Ontology annotation, molecular function: 15-oxoprostaglandin 13-reductase [NAD(P)+] activity; 2-alkenal reductase [NAD(P)H] activity. The transcript is spliced from 13 exons.
ACAGGUCCCUGAUGUUAAAUCAGAAAAAAAAGAAAAAAAGAUGCAGAAGGAAAAAAAAGAAAAAGGAAAAAAGAUACAGAGUACCAUGUUGACAAUGAUCCCAGUGAUGUCAAAACAGGGGAAAAAGUCUUCUCUAUGUGUAUGUCUGCCUGGCUACAGAGAAGGGAGUGAAAGGUAAGAUCCCAGGAUCACGUGAUCCAGCCCCUGCUCAGCACGGAGCCUGCUUGGGAUCCUUUCCCCCACUGACCACCUCUCCUCUCCUCCCCGAGUCCCAGAAAGGCCCUGUGAAGGGCUAGAUGUUCUGACUCGGAGGUCGCCUCAGUGAAGAGCACUCACUCCUGCCUGGGGGAAUCUGACCACAGCUCACAGACGUUGGGACCUUUGUAUCGACUUGUGAAAGCCCUCUGCGGGCCCGGGCUCCACCACUCUUGCAGGAGCAGCUCCGCCCCUGCGGGAAGCCCCACCCUCUCCCGGGACCCGCCUGGAUUUAAGGUGGAAGGUCCGCUGCACAACCUCAAACACGUUCUGUGUCUAGCUAGUGGAGCCCGCGUAUUCUCGAACUUCAGGAUGGUUUAUGCUAAGAGCUGGACCCUGAAGAAGCACUUCGAAGGCAGCCCCACUCAUGGUAACUUUGAGUUGAAAACAGUUGAACUCCCACCCUUAAACAAUGGAGAGGUCCUGCUGGAAGCUUUGUUCCUCACUGUGGAUCCUUACAUGAGAGUGGCAGCCAAAAGAUUGAAGGAGGGUGAUACGAUGAUGGGGCAGCAAGUGGCCAGAGUUGUGGAAAGUAAAAACUCAGCCUUCCCAACAGGAACUAUGGUAGUGGCUUCUUCAGGCUGGACAACUCACUCCAUUUCUGAUGGGAAAGAUCUGGAAAAACUGCCUGCAGAGUGGCCAGACACAUUACCAGUGUCUUUGGCUCUGGGAACAGUUGGCAUGACAGGGCUAACAGCCUACUUUGGCCUACUUGACAUCUGUGGUGUGAAGGGUGGAGAAACAGUGAUGGUUAAUGCAGCAGCAGGAGCAGUGGGCUCUGCUGUGGGCCAGAUAGCUAAGCUCAAGGGCUGCAAAGUUGUUGGAGCAGCAGGGUCUGAUGAAAAAGUUGCCUACCUUAAAAAGCUUGGAUAUGAUGUUGCCUUUAACUACAAAACAGUAGAAUCUUUGGAAGAAACUUUGAAAAAAGCCUCUCCUGAUGGUUACGAUUGUUAUUUUGAUAAUGUAGGUGGAGAGUUUUCAAACAUUGUUAUCCCCCAGAUGAAGAAGUUUGGAAGGAUUGCUAUUUGUGGGGCCAUCUCUGUGUAUAAUACUACUCGCCCACUUCCCCCAGGCCCACCCCCAGAGAAUAUCAUCUAUCAGCAACUCCGCAUGGAAGGGUUCAUUGUCACCCGCUGGCAAGGAGAUGUCCGUCAGAAGGCUCUGAAAGACUUGCUGACAUGGGUCUUAGAGGGUAAAAUCCAGUACCGUGAAUACAUCACUGAAGGGUUUGAAAACAUGCCAGCUGCGUUUAUGGGAAUGCUGAGAGGUGAAAAUUUGGGGAAAACAAUAGUGAAAGCAUGAAAAAAAAAAGACACAUGGAAUCUAGAAUUCAUUUGGAUGAUUACCACGUCUUUUUAACCAUUUAGUAAAAAUAUAUACUGCCUUCAUUAUCUAAAAAUUGUAAUGAGUUUGAUCUAUCUAAUAAAACACAUUUAAGUGGUAUGUAAUUAGCAA